This is a messenger RNA of Xiphophorus couchianus (Monterrey platyfish), 4084 nucleotides long. Its product is annotated as prisilkin-39-like. NCBI's taxonomy places the organism in Eukaryota, Metazoa, Chordata, Actinopteri, Cyprinodontiformes, Poeciliidae. Gene Ontology annotation, biological process: protein homooligomerization. The transcript is spliced from 2 exons. Gene Ontology annotation, cellular component: membrane. The record is from RefSeq and is a predicted model, not a curated record. The coding region runs from base 114 to 1589 and encodes 491 amino acids.
CCUGAGCACAUAAACCCACCCAGAUCAGAAGCAACGGCUACAGGCGGAGAACAACAAACGCAGUGUUAUUGAAUUACGAAAGAAGCGCAACCAGAAGCCAUCAAUCUACAGCUAUGAUGGGGCAGUUUUUAAGAAUUGGACUUCUGUCCCUAAUUAUUAUGUUGCUGCUGAAUUUUGAGUCAACUUGUGCUAAAAGAGGCAGCAGCAGCAGCAGCAGCAGCAGCAGCAGUGGAAAGAAAUCCACAACGUCCAGCCGAGGGAGUGGAACCCAAUCAAAGCCAUCAAACUCUCAGCCCGGAAACUAUCCUCGACAGCAGAGCCCCAAUCGCGACACCAAUCCAUAUCCUGCUGGAGGUAGUUACCCAUACCCUGGAAAUAAGAAUACGAAUCCAGGUGGGCAAGCCAGGCAAAAUCCACCAAGUUAUCCAGGAGCAGGGAGCAACCCAAAUCAGUAUCCAGGAGGGAAUCCUGCUGGAGGUUACCCUGCAGGAGGAUACCCUAAUCAACCAGGAAGAGGCAAUUAUCCAAAUCAAAACCCAGCAGGAGGCUACCCCGCAGGCGGAUACCCUGCAGGAGGAUACCCUAAUCAACCAGGAAGAGGAAAUUAUCCAAAUCAGAACCCAGCUGCUGGAGGCUACCCUGCAGCUGGUGGAUACCCUGCUGGAGGAUACCCUAAUCAACCAGGAAGAGGAAAUUAUCCAAAUCAAUAUCCAGCUGGUGGAGGCUAUCCAGCGGGUGGAUACCCCAACCAAGGCAGAGGAGGGUAUCCUAACCAGUACCCUGCUGGAGGGAAUUAUCCCAAUCAGUACCCCGGAGCAGCAGGUGGCUACCCAGGUGGUUACGGCGGUGGUUAUGGUGGAGGUUACGGUGGAGGUUACGGUGGUGGCUAUGGUGGAGGAGCAAUUGGCGGUUACCCUAACUGGAACCCAAAUAAUAAAAUCCUCAGCCCAAGGUUCGGUGGCGGAGGUUAUGGAUAUGGUGGCUCCCAUGGCAUGGGAGGAUCUCCUUUCUCUCGUUCUGUGCAGGGCAUGGGAAUUCAGCCCAAAUCAACAGGCUUUGCCAAAAAAGCCAUGGUAGCAGCAGGUGUCGGUGCAUUAGCUGGAAUGGCCGUCGGUUAUGGGCUAGGGCGCUUCCCUCGACCACAUUUUGCCUUCCGUAACCCCGAAGAAGAAUACUAUUACAACAACUACAUGUACCGGCAUUAUGGGACCAAGUCAACAGAUGAAAAAGACUAUGGGCGGGACUAUGUCUACAAGCCUCCUCCACGGGCCAAGACCUACGAGACCUACAUGAAUGAAUGCAGGAAUCGCACUGACCUCCUCAAAGACCAAGGCUCAUCGAAUAGUGGAGCAACUGAUGAAGAGAACGACACCGUGAGCAUUGAGGAAAUUGGGUACCCAGCCCUGAUCGACCAAGUCAAGUCCCGCCGCUGCGUGGAGGAGUACAUGAAGUACUCUGCACAGUUUAUGGAGAAACGAAAGUUUGAACAACGGCAACAGCCAAGAGGUAGCGCUCCUAUGAGCAAUGGGGUGAUGCAGCUUUUCACAUCCGGCUUCGUGCUUCUGUCCAGCAUGCUACUACUGCAGUGAGGAAGAAGAAAAAGAUUCCUUUCAGCCACACCCCAAAUAGAUUUUCCCUGCUUCCAUUAUAGCUGUAACAGUAACAGCCUGUGUAUCUAAUCUUUACAGUCGAAGCGAUUGCUUAUAGAUUGUUAGUAAAUUUUUCUGCAAAAGUAGUGUAAUCUGGAUUAAGUUUUAAAUACACUGCUCUUCAGAAUAUAUUUAAUUUAUGGCACUUUUUGUUUUUAAUCCUUAAUGCUUGGUGAAGAGCAAAACCUCUCAUGGAAUUGAUGGUAUAAAUUAUUAAUAUUGAAAAUAGAUAUGCUGUAUUGUUUGUCAAAAUCUGUUUGAGUAAAUCAAUUUGUGGAGUGAUUUCUAAAUUAUGUAAUUAGUGUAUUAUAUAUCUUUAAGAGGAAUCCUUUUUGACAGAAUAUAUUUCCAUUUUAGCUGUUGAGAUUUCCCUUUUCUCUUCUCUUGCAAGACUUUGCUCUUACAUAAGUUUGUGUAUGGAAAAAAAAAGGAGGUCACAGCUGUGAGGAAAUGGUUCAAAUAAAGCACUUGACUGGAAACACUUGACUGCCCUCCUGAUCCCACUAAAGCCAAAUCAACACUCACAGGAAUAAAAAAAAAAAAAGCAAUUUUUGCCGAGAGGAGUGUUAUAAAGAAAGAAUACAUACAUUUUCAAUGUAUGCACUCAAUAUGUAUGCAUAAUAGUGUAGUGAAAGAUGCACUGAGAAAUUAGAAAAUGCAGUUUUUAGCAUAAUUAGCCCUGAUGAUUUUCUGAUCAGUGAAUGCAGCAAAACUAAAUACCUGGUCAAGCACUCUUUGUUGCGGAACUUGAUUUUGUGGGAGGAAGUUGGAUGUAUUGAACAGUUUCUUUUCUUUGGAAGCCUAUGAGGUGUUCAUUCAAGCAGCAAAAGAGAGCUUGACUGUGGUUGUACUGGUCAUUCACCAUGUUCUACCUUUUUUUUCCUUCUGCUCAGAAGCAUAUAAAAAACAGAAAUUGGACAUUUUGACAAACUAAAUGGGUAAAUUGACUUGGAAAGCAAAUACUCGAGUUAUAAGGCUGUUAGGUUUUACUCUCAUGAAAGAUGCUGGAUGUAGAAAUGCUUUCAAGUCUUUUCGCAACUUCCAAAUUAGGUCUACAUUCUCAAUAGAGUAAGCACAGUUAGCUUUUACAAGAGCUAAUGGCUAAUAUUAAAUACUAAAGACGAUUUAAAAAGUCAACUCCAAGGUAAUUUUGUCUUUAUUUUAAAAUAGUGAAAUCCUGUUUUACAGCAGGAUUUUGCUUCCAAGUCUAGAGAAAAAUAAUAUGAACUGAAUCAGCUAAACUGGUAUCAGUAGAUCAAAGUUUUGCAAAAACUGGAAAUCAGACAUAAAUUUCUAAUCUGCGCGUCUUCAGAAAUUAGCUACAAAUUCAGAAUACAUAGCCUAGAAUUAUGAGAUAAAUGUAGUGAAAAUAAAUGUACACUAUGAAUGUAGUGUGUUGUGUGGAAACUGUGUCAACUCUCAUUACAAGUUGUCGUUGAUUUUAAACCUUCUGUACUGCAAAGGUCUGAAACCUUUCUGUGUAAAAAUGACUUUCUUUCUCAGCUUUAUCCAUCUCGGACAUCUUGUUUGACUUCUGCUAGCUUGCUGUGACUCCCUGUUCUUCAUCUUUUAAGCUUUUGAUAAAAAAAGGAGAGAUCAGUUUGCAAUGUCACUAUGCUUCCUGCAGCUAUCGUGAAUGCUUUGUGCGCUGUUCGGUAAUAAUGUUGGAUGCUUUUAAUCUGCACAUUUAGAACAUUUCUAACUUUAUAGUUGUCCCAGGUAAUCUCUGAAUAUUGUGUAUCUUCAGAGAGGAAGUGGAGGCAAUGUUGCUGAGAAAGUUGUAUAAUAUACCCAGCAUGAGUUGUUAGUUUUAUAGUAAUUAUUGUCCCUGUGCACAUGGAUAUAUUUAUCCCGGCUUACCUUAUUGUCGAAAACCUAAGUCAUCGUCUAUUUGGUCUUGAUUUUGUACAAAUAUCUUCCUGUAUGCAUCUGCAUUUUUUAACACAGUGACAUAGUCAUUUUUCAGGCCUUGCUAACGUUGUAAAUAAUUUAUUUGGUUUUACUCUAACCUCUAUUAUCACAGUUUAAGUAUCUCAAUAGGCUUUUCUGUCCUCAAGAUGAGUUGAACAAUGUUGUUAAAUAAUUCAACUUUUACUUUCUUAAACAAAUUGUUCUCUGUUUCCAUAAUUGUAUGUGUCCCUGUGUAUGGAUAUUAAAUGUCCCUUUGUUUUUUUUUUCAAUCCAUCAUCUUUUUACAUUUAACAAAUAAAUUCUCUGCUUGAUUUUGACCAGUUUUGGUGAGUAAAAUUUAUCUGAAUAAAACUUUGUCUUCAGAGCAUGAAGAUUUCUCCUGCUGAAUAUCUGUAAAGUGCACUUAUUUCCCCUCCGGACAUCAAAUGGCAAUUAUUUGUCAUCAUUUUGACUCACAGGUGUAAACAUUUUACCAUAGCUUGUCAUGGAUGUUUAUGUCUUAAAUAAAUUCACUUUAAAAAUUA